UGAAUUACAGAAUAAAAACAAACUGCUGUAUUUUGCACGGAUGACGUUUUAAAACGUUGAUAUACUCUGACAUAACGGCUUGAAUAGACUGGCGUGUUAUAAACUGGUUUAGAUGUUUUUAUUUUGUCAUAGGCUUUGCGUUUCUAAUUGUGUUUUGUUUAGAUGGAUUGCAAACGCUGCAAGGACACACACAUGAAUUUAAAUCACAACGCAUUCUUUAUUUAUUUAGUCAAUACGGAAAUAUUUUGUAUGUUUUUCAUUUAUCAAAUAAAUUACUGCUCUUUGUAUCCGAUUUAAAUAUGCACUAUUGGCGAUUAUAACACUGCAAUAAUGAUUUUAGCAUGCAUUUAUUUUCCCACAGUCUCUAGCAGCUGAAAUAUAACAUUCGUAGUAAUAACCUUGUGUCAAUUGUUCCAGAGUUGCUAUUUAUUCAGCUCUUAUAGCACAACCUUUAUGGCUAAUUUUAACUGCGUAGCACUGCCCUUUUUCGAGACAACACCAGUUUUCCUGUAGCCUAUUUGCACAUUGAAACAUGUGACAUUCGGACCACCUUUGUUGUAGACUACCUAAAUUACUUAGGGUGACUUUAGAGUAGGCUAUAAGUAGGCCUACAUACACCGAUCAUGUAGCCUGUGUUGUUCAUUUGUAGCCAACUUUUAGGUUUGGAUAUGACUGUGAGUAAGCCUCUUACGUCGGCCACAUUUAAAAAGUAGAAUAAUGACAAUCUUUACUGAUUCGGCAUGGUUUUGGCGGGUAGCACAUCGCUCUAAUGUAAUGUAUGGUUAUAAACAAGGGACUUUUUUUUUUUAAUCCAUGAAACAUUUCAUAUGGAUUGCUUAUUAUUAUGGUAUUGGUCACACACACGCACACACUCCUAUUCGAGGAAGGAUGAGGCCUAUAGAGAUGUUGAUGCCUGACCAUCGAACUAUGUAAAGAUAGUUUGUCGCUUUCUUCGUGCAAUUGGGUAGGCUACUUAAAAUAGUUUUAUAUGGUAAUGCGAUAAGUUGAUGCGUAUCUGAUUGUUAACAGUGCGUCAUGUGCGAAAAGAACACUUCGCUGAUUCCUGAAUCCCCACCACACACGCACGAGCCGAAACGUACACACUCACACACACACUUGAGGGAACAACACACACACUUGAGGGAACAAACGUCACAUGAUUAUUUAAAAUAUCAAUGGUUGAAGCAAUGUUCAGUUGUUAUUGUUGUUUAUUUCCUGAAGUUGGGAGAGAUUUAACCCAGAGAUGGUAAACAACAACAUGUCGACAUUUUGUGACCAUUUUGUGACUCUCUUGUCUUAGCACAUUGAGGUUUCGUGCAGUCACUGUUUUAUUUAUGUUCUCUGUCAGAGGAUUUGGAGUAGACUACGUAAUUUGACAAUUAUUGAUUAGCUAAUACAACAAGCAAAACAUUUGUGGCAUAAGGCCUUAUGUGACGCCACUUUUCCCCAAAUUGUUUUAUAGUAGCCUAUCUUUUAUAGUUUCACUUCCAGAACAACUAAAACGUAUUGUAAAGUUUAAAUUGUAAAGUAUGAUUUCAAUAUACAAUUAUCCAUAAACAAUAACUUCUUCGAUUAGGGCCUACAUUAAUUACGCCAAUUAUUACCAAUUAAUUAAUUAUGACAUUUAAUAAUGAUUGCAUUUUGAAAUAAACCAACAGCAAGCUUCAACGAUUAACAUGUUUCAUUAUCUAAAUUAUGUAAUUUUAUAAUGAACCACACAUGAUCCAGUAGGCUCCACUGGCUUAUACCUUCACCUUAAAUCGAUUAAAUAAUAGUUUGCGCCAACCCAAAGCUUUUAGCAUGUUCAGGUUGCUAUAGUAGUUUUUUAUUUUGCGUAGUUUAACGUUUAGCCUCUUCUAUAAAACAGGUCGUAAUGAAGGAGGCAUGUGCCAUUUAUAGGAGCUGGGCAUAUACUUCCACUAAUGAGGUGCAGGUUUGCUUCUAUCGAUAACCCGGGACCAGGGACUCAGACCCUGUUUUAAAAUUACAAAUGUUGGUCUUGGCAGCUUGGCGACUUCCUGCUCAACGAUGUUUAUCUGAUAGGCCUAACCAAUGUUGAUGCUCUGGUCUAUGUAACCUGUAGACGUAUGCUUAGUAAUAAUAACUUACAAUCUCAUAACUCGUACUUCCUAUCCAGUCAUGCACUUCUUGUAUUCUUUUGCACUAUUUCAAUUGCACAUAGAACGUUUAGGUGGGAAAUAUUCAGUGUAUUCCUGAAUUGCAAUCAACGACCUAGAGACACCAAAAAAACUCAAUUUUAUAAGGCCUUGACUAUUGACUUCACGUUCAACAUAGACCUACACUUUAGUCACCUGUCCACACAAGAACGAGCCUCUUCUUUAGCCGCCUCUUCCUCCUCCUUCUCCUGCAACCGACAAUCAGGGCAUAUCAUAUCUCACAUCUCUGAACGCAGGCCUAAGCAAAUCGUGUCCAAUCAUGUUGUGUGUGUUGAGAGUGUGUAGGUGUGAAGCCAGGGGUGUCAUACUUUUCACUCGGUCAUAUUUUAUAUGAAGCAAGUCUUCAUAGAGCCCAUGGCCAUUCCCCGGCUUGUUCUCUGUUGAGAAGGGAACGCCAAUUUGCUUCCCCUGGUCGAAGGAUGCCAGUAAAACUGCUCGAACCCUAAUUAGCGAAAAUGAUAGCUUUGCAGCGAGUCUCCGAGGUGUACAGAUGAAUGCACGUUAACUUGGACGUAUAGGUCUUUAGUCCAGGUUGGAACCCUCGUCACUAGUCGGCCACACGCAUGUCUCCUGUAUAUUUAAUCCCAUUCUGUGUCCAUAUCUACUGACGGUGCUACAGUUUUGUUCUGGCCUAAACUGCGUUUCCAAUAUCUGUGUUGCGGUCCAAAGGCUUAAGGUAGAGUCAGGCCUAAGCUGGCAACUCUUUUGGGGGACUUGAUGGAACGUCCAGGUAAUAGGCUCUAUAUUGAGGCUUUAGAAAGCUGUUUUAUGUAUGUUCAAAUGCUGAUAAUGAGGACAUGUUAGACUACAUGAUGGCGACCUCGGUAAUGGAUGGCAUUCUGUCCCAGUCUAUUGCCCAAGCCCAUUGUAACCUCCUUGUUGUUUGGCAAGCUGUUCAAAAGCUGAAACAUGCUGGCAUUCUGUAGGUUUGUGAGGACAAUUAGGCUGUUGUCCUUGACAUUACCAAUUUUUUAUACUCUUUUGUGGUUAAUUUUAUUUUGUUGAUGUGUAAUAUAAUUGACUCACUGUUAUACAUGUAGACUUUGGCUAUUUUGCGUGGUCACCAAGAUAUGUUGAUGUGAGAGAAGCAUUCAGACAUUAUGAAAUUAUAGACCUAAAAAUGAAGUUGAAGAAAAAGAUCUUAUUUGUCUUUUUUUUUUUUAACCUAUGUUUAUACAAAUAUGUGCUUAAUGGUGCUAACAUUGGAGAUAUUUGGUUUACAACCAUGCCUGCUGUAGCUUGUAGUGUUUAAUAACAUAUCGGCGAUGGCCUGUUGUGAAGUAGCUAUCUAUCACGAUGACCAGAAAUAGCAGCUUCUCAUGCACACACUGAGCUUAAAAGGUCACGUUGCUUUUAGGCUGAAGUUCUAGUCCAUCAUGUCGUGUUUUGGGGACGGUGUCCUCACCAGGGUCCUAGGACCUGCACAUUCUGUCUGGGUGCAUGUGGUUAUAGCAAAGUUGAAUUUAUUGAUAUAGAUGUAUAGGCCUAAAAACACACAAACUGAAGAGUUGCUCAGCUGCAGUCUCCACACACCCUUGUUGACCAAUCAGCCAUCAAAAUAUAGGGCUUAACGUUUAUAUGUUACUCCUAGAGCCCCAGACAUAGACUACACCUACAUUUAAGAACUUGUUUUCAGUAAAUGUUAUUUUAGUAAUAACCGCAGAGAAAUUUCAAUAAACCUAUUUUGCCAUAUUUCAGUCGGUCAGUAAUUUCAUCAAUGUCUCGGAGGGAUCAGCCUAUACCUUCGACUUGUUAAGGCGUUUCCCUGGUGAAAAGCCCUGUUUGGAAUUCGUCAUCAUUAGUGGACAUCAGAAAUAUUUUCGUAAGAAUAGAAUUGUUGCCCGCUGUAGAGGCCCUCCCGUAGAGAUCUUCAGUUGGCCCUCAUUUACCUCGCCCUGUCUGUCAGUGUUUCCCGUUGACUGCGAAUUGCACUGGGAAUAUGUAGCUAUACCCUUCCUAAGUUAAUUCAGCUUUACCUUAGGACCAUUGCAUCUAUACGUGACACCCCAUAUUUAUUUAGAAUACCCAGUCGUUUUACGCACACACUUGCGCACACGCUAGGAGCAGCAGGCUCCCUUUGCCUACAGACAUUGCCUCGAGCGCGGAGGCGAGUGAACUGUGCUGUGCGGACGUCCUUUGGUUCUAGAAUGGUCACGGUGAAAACACAGGUCAAACAGAAAGACGCUCGUCUCUCCAGCGGAAAUGAAAACUCCAGCCUGGCUUUUUGGAAGUGGGCCUUUGCUGGCAAAAACGCCCCGCUCUAGUAGUUUGGGUGUCAGAGGGGACGGAGAAGGGGGGAAAGUGUCAGUCAAGAACGCUUUAUUGCUCGAUGACAAUCCCUCGCGCAGGACCGGUCUGUUUCAAGAGUAAUCAGUCAAUCCGCAUUAAUUAUCCGCGCGUCCCCUCCUUAUAGUGUAGCUCGCGCUGGCACACAGGCGAGAGAGAAGAGAAAAGUGUGUGUGUGUUAUGCUUUCUACACACACCGAGCAGACGAGCACCCACCCAACCCCCCACCUUUUAAGUGAAAAAGAACCAAUAAAAAUCAGGCAGUAAAGGGCUUUUUCUUGUCACUAAAUAAAUUAAAUGCAGAUUUCUGUUUUAAGUGCGGGACCCCUUUUGUGCAGGCGAGGAACAUACUUCUUUAUUGUCCCGAUGUCAUUAGUUUUAAAGACAACGGUGCUGGAGAAUGGAAUGGGAGAGGGAGGUUGGAAGGUGAUUUCUUCUAUAUAAAAACAUCACAACGAAAUUAAUGAAAAUUAUAUAUUUUUUAUCUAGAGGAAGGCGAUUCUGUUUAUCGUUGAGUAUGCAUGCACCACCUAACUCGAUGAAAGCAUGGGAAAUGUAGGUUGAAUAGAAAACUGCCUGUCUUACAUUAGAGUGAUUUUACUAAUGUAGUAUUUCACACUUAGGCUAUAGGUCUGCGUGUAUCAGCCUAAUGGGCACUAAUGCAUAAAUUACAAUACUGAAAUGUAUAUUUGGCACAUUUGGGGCUGGACAGUGAAUCCUCAAUUUUGAGGAAUGGAGCAAGUCGGUGCUUACAAUAUCGAUGAUCAGAUUUUGUGUGUGUGGACAAGUGGUGGCUCCAAUCCAUCGACAGGCCAAUGGGGUCAAGACCCAUGGAAUGCGGGGUGCAUAUGUAGAUUGCGAUGCGAUUAGAUUAUUGAAUUAAUACGUACAAGUCUAGGCUCCUCGUUUUUACAUUAUUUGAUUUUAAUUAUAUUUAUUAGUUAAUGGCAUUGCCAUUGUCCACGGGGGAUGAUGUUGGAUCAUGUUUGAUGCCGCUGGUCAGAUGUUGGGAUUUUGGUGUUUGUUGUAGUUCUACCAAAAGGAGAUUGAUUGAAUAAUGCCGAUAUAAAGAGUGCAUAUCUAAUAUUUUCUCUGAUGUUUGACUACUCAUUAGAUCUACCCCAGAGAUGCAGAGUGAUCAUUUUUGUAGUCUGGGAUUUUUUAAUUUUGCCUAAAUUAUGGUUUUGCAGUCAAUUAGAAAUUCUAACAUUUGUAAAAAUAAAAAAAAUGAAAUCUAAAACACUAACAUCUUGAUUAGAUAAGUAUCCAACCCCCUGAGUCAAUCAGUAAGAAUCACCUUUGGCAACAAUUACAGCUGUGUCUUUCCGGAGAAGUUUCUAAGAGCUUUCCACACCCAGAUUGUGCAAUAUUUGCCCAUUAGGCCUGUUCUUUUCAAAAUGAUUCAAGCUCUGUCAAAUUGAUUGUUGAUCAUUGAUAGACAACCAUUUUCAGAUCUUGCUAUUGAUUUUCAUGUAGAUUUUAAGUCAAACUGUAACUCGGCCACUCAGGAACAUUCACUGUCUUCUUGGUAAGCAACUCCAGUGUAGAUUUGGCCUUGUGUUUUAGGUUAUUGUCCUGCUGAAAGGUGAAUUCAUCUCUUCUAGGAUUUUGUCUGUGCAUAGUUCCAUUCCAUUUAUUUUUCAUUCUGAAAAAGUCCCCAGUCCUUAACAAUUACAAGAAAACCCAUAACAUGAUACAGCCACCACUAUGCUUGACAAUAUAGAGAGUGGUACUCAGUAAUGUGUUGUAUUGGAUUUUUCCCAAAUACUUUAUAUUCAGGACAAAAUGUUAAUUGCUUUGCCACACUUUUUGCAGUAUUACUUUAUUGCCUUGUUGCAAACAUGUUUUGGAAUAUUUGUAUUUGGUACGGGCUUCCUUCUUUUCACUCUGUCAAUUGGGUUAGUAUUGUGGAGUAACUACAAUGCUGUUGAUCCAUCCUCAGUUUUCUCCUAUCACAGCCAUAAAACUCCGUAACUGUUUUAAAGUCAUAAUUGGCCUCAUGGUGAAAUCCCUGAGCGGUGUCCUUCUUCUCAGGCAACUGAGUUAGGAAGGACGCCUGUAUCUUUGUAGUGACUGGGUGUAUUGAUACACCAUCCAAAGUGAAAUUAAUAACUUCACCAUGCUCAGAGGGAUAUUCAAUGUCUGCUUUUUUUUAACCCAUCUACCAAUAGAGGCAUUGGAAACCUCCCUGGUCUCUGUGUUUGAAAUUCACUUCUAGACUGAGUGACCUUACAGUGGGGUACAGAUAUUAGGUAGUUAUUGAAAAAUCAUGUUAAACAUUUUAUUUUUUCAUUUAUUUUUAAUUUGUGCAAAUUUGUGCAAAUUUCGAAAAACAUAACUCCACUUUGACAUGAUGUGGUAUUGUGUGUAGGCCAGUGACAACCAAAUCUCAAUUUCAUCCAUUUUAAAUUCAGACUGUAACACAACAUCAUUUGGAAAAAGUCAAGGGAUGUGAAUACAUUCUGAAGGCGCUGUAUGUCAGCAUUGUUGUAGCAUUGCGUCAUAAACUAAUAUGUUAUAUUUAUUUUCAUUAUUAUUAUCAUUAGGCUAUUAUUAUUAGCUCUGUUCGGUUAGUGAAUUAAUUAUGAAAUCCUCCACCAUUAAACCAAUGGGACCAUGCUGGUCCAUUCUGAAUCAUGCGAGAUUGGAUUUAGCCUAUUCUUUAGAGAGAACAUUUAAAACAAUUUAUUCUCUCCUUAUUUUCAGCCCUUCUUGAGAUAUUGUUGUUUUCUUGUAGCAAGCAAUGUAUGUAGCUAAUCCCAAUUAAUGGUAACAAGUAAAACACACACCCAUGUGAGGUAUCCUUGAACAGUUAUGGUAAUACUCCAAUUUGCGAUUGUAACGUAUCCUACUUACUGCGUAAAGUCGGAAAUAUCCACUUACUUAAGCAUGGUUAUUGAAUAGCUGGCAAUAAAAACGUACGCUAACGUUUUAGAAACACCGAUGAAAUGACACGAGUCCAAGGUUUUCUACCACCGAAUCCGAAUCGACCUCGCUCUCGCUCUUUAUCUCUUUUGCAAACUAAUCGUUUUUGUGGUUCGUAUCUUGGAAAAACAGCAUUCCCAUUUCAAAUAAAAGCUAAAUAGUUGUUUCCUGUCAUUGUAGCCGUUUUACCUUCCAUUUUCUUUAUGCAACGUUGUUAUUCCAUCGCAUUAAUCCGCAAAUCUAGCCUCUACAUUUAAUACAACAUGUAAUUUCCCCCUUUUUAACGUAUUCCCUUUGAUUUAGUCACUCUUGACUCUCCUUUUGCGCUGGGGCCAACGGGGUUCGCCGUGGGGGCGCCUUGAAACAGCCUCUCCUUAUCUCCUUUCAUCGUUCAACCCGGGGCCGCCUUGAAACCGCAGGGCCAGUAAUUGCUUUUUUCAGGCAGCCCAGUGCGGACUGGCCAGCAGCCAAUCAGAACCUUGUUUACACUCUGUGAUUGACAGCACUCUGGCAACAUGCCAACCAAUCAGACACUUUACACAGACCGAACGCUCGAGUUUUAACCCUUUACUUCCAUUAAAAACAAACUGGGAAUGGACUGUGAAUAUUAGCCUAUAGCUCAUAGAUUUUUAACAUGGAAACACACAAGGCCAUAUCCUUCCUUUUUUAAUUGACUAAAUUAGGGAACCGUGAGCAAAACUAACCCCGAGGACAGUAAUGCUAUCAAAUUACAUUGUGAUUCGAUUUCCCUAACCCUGUGUGUGUGUGUGUGUGUGUGUGUGUGUGUGUGUGUGUGUGUGUGUGUGUGUGUGUGUGUGUGUGUGUGUGUGUGUGUGUGUGCGUGUGCGUGUGCGUGUAUGUGCGUGCGUGCACGUGUGUGUGUGUCAUGACAGUAAACAUAAACAGACCCCAAAGUUUUUACAUCCCGAGUUAUUUAGUCUAUUAGAAUCAAAUUUGAAUUGCUCCUGCAUUUCUGUUGUUCUCUAAUGACCUUUUAAUCUACUUAUUUUCUAUUAUAUUUACCAAAUCUUACAAACAUAUAUUUGUAAGGCAUAAUUUAUAAAUAUGAUACUCAGGUUUAAGAGCUUUUAAUACAUGUGUUAUUAAGCAAGUUAUAAAUAAAUUAAACUGAUCAUCAAAACCUUUUGCCUAUUUCUGGUGACACAAGUAAGGCAUAAGUGUGAAGCUAUAAAAAAAAUGUUAUUGUAAAAUAAUACAAAUAAAAACUACCAAUGUUAUCCAAACAUUUUUUAUUGUUUUAACCUAGUUUGGUGAUUGACGUGUAGGCCUAGUUAAUGUGAUCACAAAAUAUUCAGUUGACUUUCUAGUGAUCAAAAAGUGUGUAUUUUCUGCUUUUCACUCACAGUGCUGUGCUGCCUGUCUCCUUGCAUUUGCGUGCAGGGCAUGCUGUUCUCUGGAAAGGGCUUGAAUCAAACGCCCGCCGUUUUGUUUUGCGAAUCCAGCAACUUAGCCAUUGGUUUACGGCAUCAUCCAAUCGGAGACUCUGUUUAUCACGGGGUGCGUCUCACGGGCACGCUUCUCAUUGUGUUUACCAAACCAAUGGGCGAGCGCGUUCCCCUACUGUCCCUCCUUCGCGCGUAGUUGUGGCACUAGCGGAUACAGUGGGAGAGUUUCUGUGUGGAUGUGCGAUCUUCGAUUCACUAGAAGCCUGUACUUCUACGAUGCAUCUCUAUACCUCAACUGCACAAUACAAUCUGCAGACUAGGAUGUAACUAUUUCCACGUUUUUCUUUGUUGUACGCCGCUUUUUUUCAUUUGUAUGUUUUCGUACUAUUUUUUAAAUCAUUUAAUUGUUAUGCAAGGAAUAACUUACCAAACAUGACCGGGACAUACUUUUUGGUCGGCAAGGCAAAAACUCGACUGAAUGCAAGACGACCUAUCCGAAGUUCAUAAAAGGGAUUAUUGCAUCUGGGAAGCGUUCGAUGCUUCUGGCUUUUCCUCUGGAUUGGGGGAUUUAUUUCUUCUCGACAGAAUGGAAAGCCGGGAUUUCGCUCCUCCACACCACCUCUUGACAGAGCGGGGCGCGUUGGUUCACCAUGCCGCCUCUCGGAUAGCUCCUGGCGGCCACAGCAACGUGCAGCACCCCGCUCAUUUCCAGCCCGGAAAAUACUAUCCCUCUCACAUCUCCAUGGCCCCACAUUCAGGUGCAUCGUUCAUGGGCUCAUUCCUGGCCAGCAGUUUGGGCUCUCCCCAGUCUCACCCAUCCGGCCCCCCUGCCUCCCCUUCCUCGCCCUCCUACAGGGGAGUACCUCACUCCAGUGCCUCUCCCAUCUGGUUCCCCCACUCACAUGAAGGGUAUCCCCGUUAUUCAGGAGGUCUGACCUCCCCCUUUCUUCCCAUGAGCCACUUGGAUCACCAUAGCAACAGCAGCGUUCUCUACGGACAACACCGAUUCUACGACACUCAGAAAGAUCACUUCUAUCUGAGAAGUCUGCCGUCCCAGCCCCCUCUUCUCGCAACCAAUCACAGCCUUCCACCACUGUCUAGGACCGCCACUGGACAUCCUCUGGGGUCCUGCAGCAGGGAAACAGACUCUGGGGAAGGAGGAGGAGGGGGAGGGGGAUCCCAAAAGAGCUCCAAGGAACCGGGGAUGGUGGAAAAGAGUGUGUCGAGAGAGAGAUCCAGCAGCAAAGAGAGGCCCCAGGAAAGCAAAGAGCGACAUCAUCAUCACCACCAUCAACAUCAGCCUCAUGCGCUUUCUCACCCCCACUUCCUCCCCACUCACAUUGGUGAGGAGGACCACAGACACAAAACCCCCAACCUGCCCACGGAAUACAGGGACGACUCCGCAAAGCAUGGAAACGACCCCUUAAACCAGGGUGCCAAACACAUGACUAACUGUGCGCAACUAAGUAAACUAUCCAAUGGAGAAUCUGGGUCUGGGUCCAAGGGCGGGUCCCUGAACAGCUGUGGGGGUGGAGGUGAAGGGGGUAACAGACCCCAGGGGAGUGGUAGUGGGGGGGCGAGACGAUGCUCCAAGGAAGGGGGCGUGAGCGGGGAAAUGAGGAUAAGUGAAACUGUCCCCUCCUCCUCGUCAGACUGUCUGCGUCGAGCAGCCAUGAUGGGACCCCACAACCCCCAUGCCAUGGCUUCCUACUCCAUGCCCCCGCCCCCUCCUCCACCACUACAUAUGGGGCCUGCUGUGGGAGGGGGCUGGCUGCACCAUCCUCACCACCCCCAUCACCCCCACCCUGAGUUCUACUGCCCCCCUCCCCCCGCCCCCCUUACCCUCACCCCCCCUAAAGACAGAGGAUCAGGGAGGGAGGCGAAAGGCUCUGGCCCAACGUACGUCCCAUCGGUCGGGUCUUUUGGGGACAUGGGGUCCCCUGACUGCCGUGGUGCUGGAGGAGGAGUGGGUGGAAGCGGAGCCAAGGAUGUAAAAGGGACAGCGAAGAGCGGAGGGGGAGGAAGAGGAGGAGGGUCUAGUGAAAGUCUUUCUCUUCUUAAUCCUCAUCAUCCUCAGUCUAGUAACUGCCAGAGGAAGCCGUCGUCCCAGGCGCAGCAGCCCCAGCCCCAUCAACAGCAGCUGGGCUACGGCAAGGCAGACAAGCCCCCAGACUGGAACCAGAACCACAAAUACAACCAACACCACCACAGCCAGAACAACCAGCCUAAAUCCCAGCCUCAGCCCCAUACCUCUAACCCCCAGUCCCACCACCCUAACCCCAAGCCCGGGCCUCGCUCCUGUAGCCUAGAGGCCUCUUCUUCCAGGGGAGAGUUGGAGGUCCUAGAGAUCUACCGGCCCUCUCUGCCUCUUGAAGCCCAGAGCGCUUACCCCGGGGUUGGGCACCAUGCCAACAAGACUGGGCCUUACGCCAGCACCCCGCCCUUCCGGGACUGUUCCCACUCAGCUCCUCCUGAGGGAAAGGGGGGGUCAGGAGGGAGAGCCCAAAGAGUUGGGCAGAAGGUUGCUAGGAUAAAGCACCAGCAGCACAGUAGUCAUGGCAGCGGGUCGGGUUCUGAUGGAUCAGGGACUGAGAGGGGGAGAGAGGGGGGUAGGCAGAGUCAGAAUCAGAAUGGUGAGGGUGGUGUUGUUAUGGGGUACGGGGUUCAAACGCCCCCCACACUGCACCCUUGGGGGGUACUGAGAGGUCCUCAAGAGGACGAGAGGAGGUUGUCCCCCCACACAGAGUCCUACCCAGAUAACAGGACUCAAAACCCCCAUGACCAACAGCAGUCUAUGACAGCACCUCACCCCCACUCCUCCCCCAACCCAGAGGGAGAGAGCAGCGCCAUGAAGAACCUAAUGAACUACAGUUCGCAGCAGCCUUUGCUGCUCUCCCAGAGGAGUCCCUUCGGGGGGCUGGGCUGCCUGAAGCAAGGGGGCGAGAGGGGAGUGAAGGGGGGUAGACCCAGUGCCCCUCAGGAUCCCCCCAAACAGCCCCUACCCCCUAGGAGAGGGUCCACCAGCGAGGGGGAAAGGAUGGACGGAGGGGGAAGAGGGGGGAGGGAGGCGGGGGAGACACACGGGGAGGGGGAGGUGCGACAGCCCCCUGUGGGUAUAGCUGUGGCGGUUGCCCGGCAGAGAGAGCCCCCCCAACGCCCGUCUGAUACCCCCCCAGGACACAGCCGACAGGGCAGGGUGCUGACCAGCAUCAAAGGUAUGUCUCGCUCUGUGUACCCGCUGGGCCGGGAGGCAGAAGAGAGGAAGAGGAUGACAGAGGAGCAGCUGAGCCUUCAUCACCUCGACCGAGACAGAGAACUCCUCAUCAGGGAAAACAAGGAGAGAGGGGAGUUUGCCAGGAUCCACCCAUCCAGCAGUUGCCAUGGUGACCUGACCUCUCACCUUCUGGUGCCUGGCGGGGCCAGCCAAUUAGGUGGAGACCCUUCUGCUCAUGCCCACCACCAUUGGAUGCAGCGGACUGGAAGUCCCUCCCUUUGGAUGGGCCAUUCAUAUGGUCUGAGCCAUGCUGCGCUCCACCAGAGUAUGGGCCCAGGGUUUGGCCCUGGCCUGCCCAGCCCCCUGCAGCCUGUGCUGCCUCUGUCCCAGGACCCCUCUGGCUCCCUGGUGGUGCUACCCUCAGAGCCUGGAGCACACCACCACCUGGAUGUGAUGGACCAGUCAGCUCUGUGGCCCUCGGUCUACGGAGCCCGAGGUCCUUCCCCCCACAUGCAGCAUCACGCUGUUUACUCCCGUUCGCCGUUCCUACGGCAACAGGAGCUCUACGCCCUGCAGCAUCAGCACCACCAGCAACAACACAGGGCCAUGGAGCAUAUGCACCGGCAACACACACUCUCACAGAGGAAGGCAGAGGACACCACUAUCACCAUUGACGACCCUCCUCUCCACGACACUUCGAGAACCUCCCGUGCUGCCAAGCCCUUCUCCCAUACCCCUCCCUCCAAGACCACCCCUCCCUCCCAGGGGGUGAGUCCCAGCAGUCGCCAAGCACCCUGCUGCAACUCCCCUUCCAGGAGAACACACCCCCAGAACCGUUUAAUUCCCGCCCCCAGCCCUGCGGCUGCAGCCCCGAGAUCCCCAGCUCUAAGCCCCGCCCCCCCACACCUGUUGAAAGGAGCGGAAAGAGGAGAAAGAGGAGAGGGGCAGCCGCCUCAGGAUUACCCACAAUCCUUAGAGCCAGAUCUUCCACCAGGUUACACCUAUCCAGAAAUCACCAUGGGUUACAAGGCUGGUCCUUCCCCAGAGGAGGCCCGAUUGGCUGAACAUGCUGAUCUGGAGGUGGAGCCAGCUGAGCCCUGCCCUAAGCCCCGUCCACACACCUUGAGGAUUGUGGAGGAUGAGGAGGCAAAAACAGAGAAGAAGGAGAACGGGUGUAAAGUUGUAGAAUCUAGUGCAGUUGUAGAAAGGGAACGAGAAGGAGUAGAGGUGGAGGGGCAAUCAGUAUCUGAGCCCCCACUAUUUGGCAGUGGAGUGAAGACUCCUGAAAUGGCGCCGUGUCCUGCCCAAGUUUCAACCUCAGCCACAUCCCCAGCCACACUUCCAGCUCCAUCUCUAGCCCCAGUCUCUGCUUCUGAGGAUGCCCAGAAAGGAGAAGUCUCUGUGGGCGGCCUGGUCCAGCCAGCUGGCUUGAAGGACCUACAACCAGCACAAGCGAAGAAAGAUGAGAAGGAGGAAAGUUCAGCAGAGUUGAAAAAUAACCACCUACCAGAUUGUACUGUUUCCCUGCCUCUUGAGCUAACUGGACAUGGGGAGAAGGAGGAGAGAGAGAAGGGUGAUGAUGUGGAGGAGGAGAAGGAGGAAGGUAGGAUGAGUACGAGUGAAGCCUCUGUGGGGAUACCAAGCAGCCCACGGCCCUCUCCAGCCCCAACCCCAGCCUCCACCCUCACCCUCAGUGAUGAUCCCUGCAUCUGGAGUCUGGAGCUUCUUAUUGCCGCAGCGUUGUGUGCCACCCGGGAUGCCUGCUACCCCCCUGUGCCCCCCUCCAAUACACUCCUGCCCGCCCCGUGCCCACUCCCACACCGAGGCAUGGAGAUCCUGGGAGAGUUGGCUGAGCUGGGGAUACUGCAGAGGAACAGGGAGAAGGAGAGAGAGACAGGAAGUGAGGAUGUUUUGACCUUUGACCUGCGUAGCCUGGCGACCCUGGCUGCGGCCCGCAGUCUGGAGCUGGGGGGAGGAGCUACAGGGACGGGUGAGGGGCAGCAGUGUACCGUCAGAAGGACCCUCAACCUGCGACGGAAAUGCAGCUGGAUGCCUCGCCACGAGCCGGUGUGUCCAGUGAAGGCUGCCAUGGAGACGAUGGAUGAGGCAGAGCUAGCGAUGCGAGUGCAGCUAGCGGAGAUCCAGAGACGUUACAAAGAGAAACAGAGAGAGUUAGCCAAGCUGCAGAGAAAACAUGACCACCAGAAAGCAGAGACCUCUCACAGCCCUGUUCGCAGACGACCUGGUCGCCCCCGGAAACGCAAGUCUACCCCCGGUCCCAGCGCCUCAGAUGGCCCCAAGAGACUCAGGGUGGCGGAUGAGGAAGCAGAAGGGGGUGGAGAGAAGCGGAGGAAGAGGAUGACCAAUCAUGGCUUCCUCAAGAGGAGGAGAGGUCGUCCAAGCCUGAGCUCCAGACUAGCACGGAGGGUGACCCAGCUGAAGCAGAAGGCUGUGGCCCAGAGAGGUGCACCAUCAGGGGGCAUGCACCGCCACAGAGUGGACCCCAGACCUGGAGCCCACGCAAACUGCAGAGAGAGUGACACAGCAGCCAAUACAUCCAGUGCCCAGCAGGACUGGGCGCCCAAUCAGGGGGUGAGGAGGAGGAGGAGAGGUCGGCCAAAGGUCAAACUGGGCGGACCAUCGACCAGAGUCCUCCGCAGAGUGGGCGAGGCCUCUGUGAACCAGGAAGUGAACGAGGGGAAGAGCAAUAGCGAGACCUCCGGCCAGGAGGAGGAAGAUGAGGGGAGCUAUGACAGCGACAACGGAACCAAUGACGUCAAGAUGACGCCACCAUCCGCCAAAGACACGCCAAUAAACACUGCUGCGAUUGGCCCAGCCGCUAAGCUUCAAGCCAAUCAGAAAGCCAGGAGCAAGAAGGAGAGGCAAGGUGAUGAUGCAAGCAUGCCCAGUGCGGAGCUGAGGAUGAGAGGAGCCCCCUGCACGCCGUGUCCUGCUAUUGCAGACCAGAGACGCCCAGAGCUCCAGGAGCCACAGGGGGCUAUGAGAGGACCGGUACCUAGCUGGAGGGCCUCAUCAGUGGGCAACAGCCUCCAGGACAGCAGGGGGGUCCAGGGACCUCUGGCGGAGGCCGAGAUGAAGAGCUCAGGACCCCAAAGCAUUCUGGGACAGAGGAGAGGCUGCUGGCUGGAGACUGAGACCCAGAGAGAGGACACCACCAGGGGCAGGAAGAGCAGGAAGAAACAGGCUAAAGGGCGUGCAGUGAGCCGGCUGCUGGAGAGCUUUGCGGCUGAUGAAGGAUUCCGAUUGGACGAGGAGAGCAGCUUCUCCGAAGGGGAGGAGGAAGACAUGGAGCAUAUAUCUCACACACGCGGAGCACCAGCAGUGCUUAACUGUGUGCUGAGCAGGGAGAUGCUGGUGGAUGGUCUGAAGGUGUUGAUAUCUAAGGAGGAUGAGCUGCUGUAUGCUGCCCGACUACACACUCUGGACCUGCCUGACAUAUUCCGUGUAGUGAUCGAGGGGGAGAGGGGGAACAGACCUAGGAUCUACUCCCUAGAACAGCUAUUAGAGGAAGCGGUGUUGGAUGUGCGGCCGCAGACGGAAGCCAUCUUGACUGCCGGAAUGCGUGUUUGUGCCUACUGGAGCGAACGCUCCCGCUGCCUCUACCCUGGAUACGUCCACAGAGGGGGUCUGGGAGAGGAGGAGAAGGAGGGCAGUGUGAUGGUGGAGUUUGAUGACGGAGACAGAGGAAGAAUCUCUCUGCCCAACAUACGCCUGCUGCCCCCAGGUUACCAGAUACACUGUGCGGAGCCAUCUCCAGCCCUGCUCUCACCUGGUCGUCGUGGUCGCAGAAGCUCCACCCAGGACAGUAGAGACAAGCCCACAGAGAGACCAACCAAUGGGGAGGCAGGAGAGAGGAGCCAGGAGCGGAGACCAGUAGGACGACCCAAAAAGGUCAAGCCAGGGGCCAAUAGUUCCUCAACAACAUCAGAGAGUGUAACCAGUGGCAACACUUCCUCGUUAAGCUGGCCAGCAAAGAGACUUCCAGCGGACUUCUUCCUGUUCAACGGGACGUCCCGUAAAACCCACCGAGUGGGUCACCAGCGAGACUUGGGGGUGUUCCACCGCCCCGCCACACACCCCUUCGCCCCUCCUGCGCCCCUCAAGGGCAUCUUCCGUUCCCCAUUCGAGAUCGACUCCUUCAGUAGCAUCGCCAACGGUUACGCUGGAGCCUUCGGAACCGGAACCCAACGGCCUGUAACCACGGUUAUGCCUCUGGGGCUGAGGGACUCUGUCACCAUGACAACGGCACCCUCCAACAGGAAGUCGAGCGACAGGGACAGAAAACAGUUCCUGGUGAAGCUGGAUCACGAGGGUGUGACGUCGCCCAAAACCAAGAAUGGGAAAGCUCUGCUGCGUCUGGGGGGUGGCAGGGUGCACAAAGGUCCCUCUGCAGGGGUGGCGGGUGCACCCCUGAGGUACAUCCACCCUGCUCUGGUAGUGAAGGACAGGAAGAAAGGAGGAGGAGAGAGUGGAGUGUCCAGGUCUGAGCUGCUCCUGAAGAGGGCUCCAGCCCUCAGAAAAGGCCUCCCCUCAUCUGGUUUAGGAGGUCUGGGGGGAGAGUUUGGAGCUCUGGACUGCCCCAGCGACUGCCCCAGCUCUUACUCUGAGCUGGAUGAGGAUGAUGAUGAUGGAGAUGAAGAGGUAGCUCGGAGGAGAGCAGCAGCAGCGGGUGCGGGACGUUUUCUCUCCCGUCUCUCCGUCUGCUCCUCGUCCUCAUCCUCUUCCUCCUCCUCCGGCUCCCUCUCUUCCUCCUCCCUCUGUUCUUCCGACAAUGACUCUUCAUACUCCUCAGAUGAAGAAGGGUCUUCAUCCCUCCUUCUCCACAGAGCGCUGCUCCAGCAGCAGAAACACAAACACAGGCAGAGCUUGACCUCUAACCGCUUAACCCCCGACCCCUCCACAAACCCCAAACCUAACGCCGCCUCCUCAGCCUCUGCCCAACCACACGCCUAUGUUGCCAAGGCAGCCAUGGCCAUCACCGGAGGUUCAAAGGUGAGAGGAAGUGACAGAGGAGAGGACAGGAAAGAGUACACAUCAAAGGGAAGGACUAAUAGUAGCAGUAACGCAGCCAAAAGCCAAACUAAGAGGAGAGAUGGUCCCGGCUCCAAUACACACAUUGCUAUUCCCAACACACACACUUCGACCCCCAACACCCCAGCCUCCCAGCCCAAACCUCCGAAGGACCACCCAGCAGCCAAGAGGCAGAGGAUGUUGUCACCGGACCCCCAUCCCAAUAUGUCCGCCCUCCUGCCGGGUCGCCAGCUGUGGAAGUGGUCUGGAAACCCCACGCAGAGGCGUGGUCUGAAGGGUAAGGCCCGUAAGCUGUUCUACAAGGCGAUCGUGCGUGGUGGUGAGACGGUUCAUGUGGGGGACUGUGCUGUAUUCCUGUCCCCCGGUCGGCCCCAGCUGCCCUAUGUGGGGCGAGUGGAGAGCCUCUGGGAGUCCUGGUCCUCCAGCAUGGUGGUCAGGGUCAAGUGGUUCUACCAUCCCGAGGAAACACGCCUGGGGAAGAGGCACCACGACGGAAAGCAUGCUUUGUACCAAUCAAGCCACGAGGAUGAGAAUGACGUCCAGACCAUCUCACACCGCUGUCAGGUGGUCAACCGUGCCGAGUACGAGCACCUGAUUCGCAGACGCAAGUCAGGGGGCGGAGCUCAGGACCUGUUCUACCUGGCCGGGACCUACGAACCAACCACAGGCCAGCUAGUCAGCGCCGAAGGUGUGGCCAUCGUCCCCUAGCAACAACUAUGGAGUGUAAACAAAACAAAGCCUUCAAGAUGGCUACCUCAUCUCAUAGGGCUGGACCAAGCUACUGGCGCUGGUGUCAGUGAAGCAUGGUUCUGUCCAGAACUAGAAGAGUCCGGAAAGGAGGAUCUUCCUUGGUCUGGUUCUAGUUCUUGCUGGUUCUGGAUCUUGGUUCUUGGUCUUAUUUGGGUGUGGACGAUCCCAAACCCCAACAGGGAUAACAGCACUUUGGACCGCAGUGGAUUCUAUUAUCAGCACUGGAGUCAUCUGACCUGAAGAGGGACUUCAGUACUCUACUGACCUAAAACAAAGACAAACAGUGCCCACUCUACACUCUGUCUCCAAUAGUUGUUUUAUAGUCUGUCAUGUCUGUCAGUCAAAGACUGUCAUAGACUGACUCUCAGGCAAUCUGACAAAGAGAGACUCACCAGGUUGUUGCUGUAAGUGAGAAUAUGUUGUUUUCACUUCUCAGCCUAUAGAUAUGGUUAUAUAGAAUACAUGAAAGAGACUGGGAGAGAGGGAGAACGUAAGGAGGGGAUGAGGAGAGCAGAGACUUUUCUCUCCCCCUUCAGAGUUUAAUGGUCUUACUGGUGGCCACACUGAUAAAUGAACAACGGCAGGAUUGAGAAAUCCCAACAGGACCAAAAACACUGUAGUUCUGAAGUGUGUGUGUGUGAGAGAGUGAGAGUAUGAGUGUGUUUGUGUGCUGAGUGGCUGUAAUGGAUGCAUUUGGUACUUGAAGAGCUCAGAGUAAAUAGUGCUUUAGCGUGUGUGUUUGCUUGUCUGUGCGUGCGUGCAUUGGUCUCUAGUCUAGACCUCACCAUGGAAAACCCUCAAUGUCUUUAACACUCAGAAAGUAAACCUACUAAACGUAAAUCUAUAAAUAUUAAUUAAUAUAUAGAUCGAUUUACUAACAGCUUCUUCUCUAGACAAAAAAAAGACAAAAAGGAAGAUUAUUUCUCCAGUCAAGCCAUACACUUCAAUACCUCUCAUAUCCUCCUAUUCAGGUGCAUAGAUGUACAGCUUAAUUAUUUGUCUAUCUCUGUGUGUUGUACAGCAUUAUGUAUAAAGACGUUAUGAUUAAACUGUACAUAGUAUACAUAUAUAAUAUACAUGAAGAGAGAAAUAUAUCCCUCUUUGUUGCUCUUUAGGUUGUGUUAUUUUUCAAAUACUUUUCUUUGAGUUGUUCUUUUGGCUUAGGGAGGAGGAGGUUUUAGUCCUCUCUUCCUGCACUGAGUAUGUGGUGGGGAUGGGAUGGUAUGGGGUCCAAGAGGGGUAAAGCUGUAAAUAUGCUACAAGGGAAGGGUUCAAGUCCCAUUUUUGGGAUUAGGGUGGAUUUGGUGACUUGGGAUAGAAGGGGAUGUUUUUAUAAGAAAAGUGGAAAAGGCUUUUUGUGUCCACAUCAUCAUUGGUCUGUUUUGUAUAUUUUUCAUAUAGGUUUUUAUUGUGUCUAUUGUUAUGUGCUUAUUCUCCUGAGGGGGUUUAACAGAAUAGAAAUACUGGACAGAAACCGAGUUUCUUCUAUUUGCUGAUCCUUAAAGAUCUAGACCGGAGAUUUCUAGAUGUUCUAUAUCUAUAUUAUAUUCCUAGAGGAGAUCUAUGUAGGUAUUUAUCUGGCCUCAAAAAAACAAAACCAAAGCGCAUCUAUGUUUACGCUUGAUCACAUUAGAAUACAAUAUGAAGAAAUAUACAAAUAUACAAAUAUUCAAUCUAAUCAAAAUUCCGGGAUCCUGCAAUCAUAUUGAAGUAAAAUACCUGUGUUCCCUCAUACCUGUUGGCAUAGAACAUCGCUUCACCACCAUGUUGCCAUGGGAGCAACGUUUUCUUUCUGCACAUUGCCCGGCUGUUGCACUUGAAGGCUCCAUGACAACCGUAUAUGACAUCACAUGAAAGUAAAGGACAAUCAGAGCCAAUCAAAAGAGGGUAAUAUAUAUUUAAAAAAAAAAAGAUAAAAUCAAAAUUGUGCUUAAUCUUGUUCCUGCAUUGCCAAAAAUGUCUCUUUCUGUUUUUAAUAUUUUUAUUUUGCCAUUGUCUUUUUCCUGACUGUUAUGCAAGCCUGAGAUGACUGUGUUUUCAGUGUUGAGGUUUUUACAAGGAGAACAUGAAUGCCUUUUCGUUUGCGACAUACAUCGACUUUUUUAAACAUUGUUGCUGUUACACUGCGAAGCAAAAGCUUUAUAAAAGAAAUCUAAUGUGAACAUCCAUAUUAUGUUACUUUUUGUAGGUCUUUAAACACUUUUUUAAAAGCUGUAUUUUCCUAAAGAAACACUGGAAUCAGUUCUAAACAUCACAUUGGGUAAAGUGUCAUCAUCCUUGCGCAACCUGUUUUUGAAGCCCACUGGAAACAAUUUACUUUGUAGGGUUGAUAUAUACUUUGUAACAUUUGUCUCAGUCAUUGUUGGAAACAUGACUAAAAUAUUUCCCCUGUGUAAAAAACAAACAAAAAAGAAAAGUUAUUUAUCUUAAUUUUAUUGCCUUUGUGUUGCGUUUCAUUAAAAAAAACACUAAAAAUUA
Messenger RNA from Salvelinus fontinalis (brook trout), 20288 nucleotides. Its product is annotated as BAH and coiled-coil domain-containing protein 1-like. Lineage: Eukaryota; Metazoa; Chordata; Actinopteri; Salmoniformes; Salmonidae. The record is from RefSeq and is a predicted model, not a curated record. Gene Ontology annotation, molecular function: chromatin binding. The transcript is spliced from 23 exons. Bases 9273 to 17768 code for a protein of 2831 amino acids.